CCAGCGAAGUGUGAUUGAGAAAGAAAAAUUGGAAGACUGGAAGUGAAAUGAUGAAAUCGAUGAAAUUUUUAUCCUCACUUUUGAUGGUUUACGGAGUGAUCGGAUUUCCGAAUCAACAGCAGAGCCAAGAGCCUCUUGAUGCUGCCGGAAACGGAGUCCAAUUAAAACUCCAGGGGAUGACAACCUCCUCACCGUCGCCUAACAACUACUCGGUGAAGUUUAAUUCGACGAACAGCGUCAUCGCGACACCCUCGACGGCGUCCGCGUCAUCCUCAUCGGUAAAGACGAAGUCUUUGUCGUCAACGACAUCCCUGCCGGAAACUAAGAAGAAGGUCCACGUCUCAAAGAGCACCGAGCAUCCGAUUCCGGUGUCGAUUGAUCAGAUCGGCGCUACGACAACUUCUUCCGGCGUUAAGGAGACUCGCGGAUCGCUGAUCGGGAAAAUUAGACCCCAAAUAAAACUUACAACUAAUUAUACCAGCGCCAGUGAGACCGGCGUGAGACUCCCGGAAGGAGCUAGUGCUGCGGCACUGGCAAAGCCUACGAAGUAUCACUACUAUCCACACAAUCAGCACAUAUAUCUAUUGCCCGAGUGCGCUGUGCAGCAAGUUUGCAACGCGGUAUACGUGCGGCUUAACUUUACUCAGCCUCUCUGCGCCUGUCCUGGACGUUACAGAGAUCCGUGCAGCGCUUCGCUCGACAGCGACGACCACCACACCACGGAACUGGUCACCGACCCUCGUACCAAGGCAUUAACGCUUGUAAAGACGUGUGAGCCGGUGGCUGAUAUGAGAGAAUGCAGAGCACCGAAAGACUGGUCUCUCCUCGCGUUGCAAAACGUGAGAACAGGAAAAUCCCAUUACCUCGUGAUAUGUCGGUGCCCAGACACCAAUAUCCUGGAAGGUCCUAUGAGCCACGACCAGCCAAUGUACGCGAGUGUUCCUGGCAUCCGAGUAUACGGCAUGAUGUGCGUCCAGGGAAAUCGCCGAGGUCGUCCGUUGCGCUACACCCGCAGUUUACUGGACCUCACGACAAUGGAGGACGAUACUGUCUCAAAGCCACUAUUUCCAUGGCACAAAGUUUCCGAGCUAAUGAAAGCUGCCUUGGAAGGCUGAUGAUGGCCGCCGCAAAGAACAUACUACAGCGCAUACAGCCAUAUAUUAUAUAAUAAUAUGAGGCCCUUUGCUCGGUGGAAAUUAGAUAACGGUUUAAAUUAC
Diprion similis is the source of this 1217-nucleotide messenger RNA. RefSeq lists its product as uncharacterized. Bases 48 to 1115 code for a protein of 355 amino acids. The transcript has 5 exons. Lineage: Eukaryota; Metazoa; Arthropoda; Insecta; Hymenoptera; Diprionidae. The record is from RefSeq and is a predicted model, not a curated record.